Paramuricea clavata is the source of this 2083-nucleotide messenger RNA. The record is from the annotation of a GenBank genome assembly. NCBI's taxonomy places the organism in Eukaryota, Metazoa, Cnidaria, Anthozoa, Malacalcyonacea, Plexauridae.
AUGUAUACUGCACGAGAGAGAAAUAGUGGUUGUAACGUCCCUGAUAAGUACCAUUGGUAUCCCGUACUUCGCAAAGAAGAUGCAAGGCUGUCAGAAAAUGGCCUUUUACCUGAGCAAAGAGAAUCUACUUGGAACAAACUCCACAACCACUUAUUCUCCUAUCAAAAUACAUUCCUAGGUUUUCAGGCUAACCAAAGUUUUGAUUCCGAAAGAACAAAACCAUUCUUGGAUAUCGCACUCAAUAAUUGUGGCGAUCCAUUCUCACCAUCUUCACAACACGCUACGAGCACUAAAGUCAUGGAGUGUGCCGUUCUCGAUUAUUUUGCUAAGCUAUGGGGGAUACAGCAAUCCGAUGCUUCAAAUGAGGAAGAACGCGCAUACUGGGGGUACAUUACAUCCAAUGGCAGCAGUGAAGGCAACCUUCUCGCUUUGUUUAAUGCAAGGGAUUAUUUGGCAGGCAUGCCACUCAAUGAUCAUAUAGUAGAUCCUGACAGCUCCAAAUCCCCAAACAGAAGAGACCUUGAUACCCAUGAAACUCGACCAAUCUGGGAAGAUAACGGGCAUUCUGUAGUUAAUAGAUCAAAUAAUCCCCGUAUGAACGCGUACGUUUCGUCUCACGAUCACCACACUGAAAAUGUGCCACUUGUGAAGGACAGUCCAAACAAUUUUAUACCAGUUGUGUUCCUCGCUGAAGAAAGUUAUCACGGAUUUGAAAAGGCAUUACGAGUGUUACAGAUCAAAACAUUCCGAGAUCUUGGCAGUGGAAAUUUUCCUUGUCCGUUGAAAUAUCCCGAUGACUACCCUACCAGUUUCAACGACGAAUUCCUGAAUCAAAACGGUUGGCCACGUGCAGUGCCCGUUGAAACUGAUGGCUCAAUUAGCAUCCCAUGUCUAGUGAAACUCGUCACCGCCUUCGUAUCGAGAGGCUUUCCUCCGCUGGUAGUUUUACAUGUGGUACCACAUUCAAAGGAGCUAACGACAAUCCACAAGCUGCCAUCAGUGAACUUGUGCCCAUUUUGAAAGAACAUGGCAUGUAUGAACGCCGUGUAUAUUCUCCAGAACACCCAACUAAAUCUGAUACUCGCAAUGGAUUUUGGUUUCAUGUUGACGGUGCCUUAGGUGGAGCCCAUCUCCGGUUUCUUGAGAUGGCAAUAAAUCAAGGUUUGGUUCGCAACAUGUUUCCAAAUGUUUUGCCCGUGUUUGAUUUCCGUAUUCCUGAAGUGAAAUCUAUUGCAAUGAGUCUACACAAGUGGUUUGGCUGUCCUGUUCCUGCUGCAGUAUUUAUGAUGAGAAAGAAGGAUCAAGUGAAAUCGCCUAACAAUCCUUUGUGUAUUGGUGGCCUUGAUAGCACUCUGUCCGGCUCCAGAGGCGGACACAGUGUAUUAGUCAUGUGGGAUCUGCUUUCAAAGAAAUCUUACGACGAUUUUAAAGAAAUAGCCGUAAGUGGAGUGCAAAUGUUGGCCUUUUCACUGAAAAAGUUACAAGAGCUGCAAAAGGAACUUUCCUUGGACUUGUGGUUAUCACACGCACCGGGUUCAUUGUUUGUUUAUUUCAGACAACCAAGAGAAGAUAUCGUGCUCCGUUAUUCUUUGGGUUCAGAACCGAUGAAAGUAAAAACAGUGGAUGGUACGUUCGAACAAAGGAUCUAUUCCCAUAUUUGUCUAAUGCCACAUGUAACCAAGAAUUUAGUUCUGCGAUUCAUCGAAGAGUUGCGAGGACCUGGAGCAUUUCCAAUUCAAAACUAACUUAUUGCAUUAUAAUGAUACAUUUUGGUUCUAUUUGUAGACGUAGCACAGACAACUGUAUAGGCUGCAGCUGCGCUUUUAUAGGAGCGCUUUUAGCAAGUAUUGGGAAGUAGACAUAGCUAGUAAUUAAUAAUAAUUAUUAGUUUUAUGUAUGUAUCAGUCUACAACAGUCGGCACACUACAGGACAAAUAACAUUCUCCGUUGCAUGUCUUUGUAAAUCAAUGUUCUGUUGUUGGCGACUUAAUCUGAAUAAUGGCUGAAAAAACUAGCACUAAUACAUACUAGGGUGAAUAAUUAAAUAUUUUGGGAUACGCACAAUAAAUGUUCAGGACACUGA